Aplysia californica (California sea hare) is the source of this 864-nucleotide messenger RNA. Its product is annotated as protein rolling stone. The record is from RefSeq and is a predicted model, not a curated record. Gene Ontology annotation, cellular component: membrane. Lineage: Eukaryota; Metazoa; Mollusca; Gastropoda; Aplysiida; Aplysiidae.
AUAAGUUGGUUACCCCCUGUGUUUCAGACUUCUGAAUGAUCAUCCCUCUGUCCGGGACGCCCAGGUUGUAGCUAGCUAAGUAAGCCGCCACCUCCGUCGUCACCAGCUACCGUUGUCAUGGAGACGGGACUCAAACCCGGAGCCCCCGAGGAGGAGGAGGCAAACGACUGUACCGGCUGGUGCCUCACGGAGUUCCAGUCGGAGAGUAUCAACCUGGACCACGACCGGCCGCCGGACUUUGUUACGUCACAGAUCCGAUCUACAUCCGUGCUAUGCCACUGGUGCUGAAGUUUCAGUGGGUUCUGUUCAACGUGAGCAGUAACUCCGCUAUUGUUGUCACUACGGCAUACUGGGCCUUCAUAGCCUUCGUCUCCAAUGCACCUCUCCUGACCAGCGACAUGUCUCGCCUGAAGCACACGGUGAACACGCUGUACGUGUUGGCUGACGUCAUGCUGGGGGCCACGCCCAUCCGUGUGUACCACCUGUUCUUCUCCGUGUUUCUGGGCUCGUUCUACACGGUCUUCAACGCCCUCUACUACAUCAACAACGGCAGUCUGCUCACACAGACAGGGGUAGCUCUCGACGGGCGAGACUAUUACUUCAUGAACUGGACCCAGCCGGUGGAGGCUGUCUGUACGUGUGUGCUGGGAGUCAUGCUCUCCGUGGCCGCCCAGUUCGUACUGCACGCCCUCUAUCGACUGCGCCACUGGCUGCACGGGCGUCUUCAGCCGGGUCACACGGGGCUAGACGCGGAGCUUGAGAACAUAGUGACGGCGUCCGCUAGUUAUAACUCUUUGGAGGAGGCCUAUGGGGGAAGGGGGCCUUAGCUUACUUGUUGUGUUGGGGGGGGGGAGAGGGGGGAGG